AGGCAAACUGUUUCUAGGUGACUCUCACACUCAUGACGUCACAGCUAGGAAUUUAUCUAUACCGACAAACAACCCUAGUGUUGAUUGCCAAGAGACAGGCAGGUGUGCUUGGACACCAACAUACCAGUGGGCAGUCUACAAGCAUCGAAAUAGUCUCUUACACAAUUAGCCAAAUUGAUGGAAUGAUCUCAAAAUGUGUCGCCUUUCCUACAUUUUACUUGCAAUAUCCAUGUUGACAGAGACUCUAUCUCAAAUCGUACCAAGCGUUACAGUCACACAGUCUGCCUAUAGUACGAACACAGGAACUAGUAUAACCCUGACAUGUACAGUUAGUUCAGCAACAACAGUUACCUCGGUGUUCUGGCGACGAACCAUCGGCGGAUCGACUGUUACCCUGACUAUAGACAAUGUUAACUACUCAGGGUCAUCCACAUCUGUACCAUCCUUAACAGUAAUCUCUGCCGAUACCGGAGACUCCGGAUCUUACACUUGUUUCGCCACCAAUAGUGCUGGAACAGGGAACAGUGCUCCCACCACUUUGACUGUGACUGGAACUGCCCCUACAGUAACGGUUGGAUCAUCCUCCUACUCGUCCACCACAGGAACAACCUUCACCCUCCAGUGUACUGUGUCUUCUACCACGACAAUUACAAAUGUCUUCUGGCAACGUCUUAUCAAUGGUGUCACCUCCACAAUCACCGUCGACAAUGUCAACUACUCCGGAGGCAGCACAAGCACCCCCUCCUUGACUAUCAUCACGGCAUCUCCCUCUGAUACAGGAACAUACACCUGCUUUGGUUCGAAUUCUGCUGGAACAGGAAGUGCUACAACCCAAUUAACAGUAACAGGAACUGUACCUGCCGUUUCUGUGGGCCAGACAUCCUACAGUGUCACUACAGGAACCAGCAUCACUCUUGUGUGUACAGUAUCAGCCAACCCCACCUACACUUCAGUUUCAUGGCAACGUGAUGUUGGCUUUGGAACACAGGCUAUCACCAUUGAUGGUGUUAACUACUCGGGUUCUCAAGUUAACAGUCCAUCUCUGACCGUGUUAAACACAGAGAUUGCAGACUCUGGUACCUAUACCUGCUUUGCUUCCAACUCUGUAGGAACGGGACAGAGUUCUACAACACUGACUGUUUCUGGAAAUGUACCAACAGUUCAGAUUCAGCAGUCUUUCUACACAGCGACCACUGGAACGUCUAUCACUCUUGUGUGUACUGUGUCUGGCAGUCCUACCCAUACCAAUGUGUUCUGGCAACGCAAUGUUGGCUCUGGCUCACAAUCCCUUACCAUUGACAGUGUUAACUUCUCAGGUUCUCAAGUCAACAAUCCAUCUCUGACUGUUAUCAAUGUUGAUCCCUCUGACAGUGGUACUUACACCUGCUUUGCCACCAAUGCUGUAGGAACCGGACAGAGCUCGGCAACCACAGUGACCAUCUCUGGAAGUUUACCAACUGUUACUGUUGCUCAGACUGUUAGGUCUGUAACCACGGGAACAACAGUAACCUUACAGUGUUCCGUCUCUGCCAAUCCAACACAUACUAGUGUGUUCUGGCAGUUCACUCCCACCAAUGGCGGGACGACUACACUGACAAUAGACAAUGUCAACUAUGGAGGAGCAUCUGUCAACAGUCCUUCAUUGGUCGUGUUCAAUACCAACAGUGCAGACCAGGGCACAUAUGUCUGUUUUGCCAACAACCAAGUUGGAACAGGACAGAGUGCUCAGGUCUCCCUGUCAGUGACAGGAAGUCUCCCAUUUGUCACCAUUACCCAGAAUGCCUACUCAGUUGUUACCGGACAAACAGUCACACUGGGAUGUACAGUGUCUGCCACACCUACCCAUACCAAUGUUUUCUGGAAGCGUAUAGACAAUGGUGUGGCAACCACACUGAACAUUGAUAGAACCAAAUACUCCGGAUCAACGGUCAAUACUCCAUCCCUGAUCAUCACUAGUGCUAAUAGCAAUGACAACACAGUUUAUACCUGUUCAGCUACAAAUGCUGUAGGGACUGGAACCAGUGGUCAGACCACACUCACAGUUACAGGAAGUAUCCCUGUGGUAAUUGUAGACCAGGCCCAAUACUCUGUAAUUACUGGACAGACCGUCACUCUUGGCUGUAGCGUGUCGGCCACACCAGGUCACACAUCAGUGAUAUGGCGACGAACACUCAAUGGAGUCACCAGUAAUGUCGCCAUUGAUGGCAUCAAAUACCAAGGCGCUACAGUAAACAAUCCAGACCUCACAAUUAGAAAUGCUGCUGCCGGUGAUCAGGCGGUGUACACCUGUUCUGCCACCAACAUCGUAGGAACCGGAACCAGUACUACAACAACACUCUCUGUUACAGGAAGUCUCCCUAUUGUCAUCAUUACACAGGAUGCCUACUCAGUUGUUACCGGGCAAACAGUCACACUGGGAUGCACAGUGUCUGCCACACCUACCCAUACCAAUGUUUUCUGGCAGCGUAUAGACAAUGGCGUGGCAACCACACUGAACAUUGAUGGAAUCAAAUACUCUGGAUCAACAGUCAAUACUCCAUCCCUGACCAUCACUAGUGCUAAUAGCAAUGACAACACAGUUUAUACCUGUUCAGCUACAAAUGCUGUAGGAACUGGAACCAGUGGCCAAACCACACUCAGAGUUACAGGAAGUAUCCCUGUGGUAACUGUAGACCAGGCCCAAUACUCUGUAAUUACUGGACAGACCGUCACUCUUGGCUGUAGCGUGUCGGCCACACCAGGUCACACAUCAGUGAUAUGGCGACGAACACUCAAUGGAGUCACCAAUAAUGUCGCCAUUGAUGGCAGCAAAUACCAAGGUGCUACAGUAAACAAUCCAGACCUCACAAUCACAAAUGCUGCUGCCGGUGAUCAGGCGGUGUACACCUGUUCUGCCACCAACAUCGUAGGAACCGGAACCAGUACUACUACAACACUCACUGUUACAGGAAGUCUCCCUAUUGUCACCAUUACCCAGAAUGCCUACUCAGUUGUUACCGGACAAACAGUCACACUGGGAUGUACAGUGUCUGCCACACCUACCCAUACCAAUGUUUUCUGGCAGCGUAUAGACAAUGGCGUGACAACCACACUGACUAUUGAUGGAACCAAAUAUUCUGGAUCAACGGUCAAUACUCCAUCCCUGACCAUCACUAGUGCUAAUAGCAAUGACAACACAGUUUAUACCUGUUCAGCUACAAAUGCUGUAGGAACUGGAACCAGUCGUCUUACAACACUCACAGUUACAGGAAGUAUCCCUAUGGUAACUGUAGACCAGGCCAAAUACUCUGUAAUUGCUGGACAGACCGUCACUCUUGGCUGUAGCGUGUCGGCCACACCAGGUCACACAUCAGUGAUAUGGCAACGAACACUCAAUGGAGUCACCAAUAAUGUCGCCAUUGAUGGCAGCAAAUACCAAGGUGCUACAGUAAACAAUCCAGACCUCACAAUCACAAAUGCUGCUGCCGGUGAUCAGGCGACGUACACCUGUUCUGCCACCAACAUUGUAGGAACCGGAACCAGUACUACAACAACACUCUCUGUUUCAGGAAGUUUCCCAGUUGUCACCAUUACCCAUAAUGCCUACUCAGUUGUUACCGGACAAACAGUCACACUGGGAUGUACAGUGUCUGCCACACCUACCCAUACCAAUGUUUUCUGGCAGCGUAUAGACAAUGGUGUGGCUUCCACACUGACCAUUGAUGGAACCAAAUACUCCGGGUCAACGGUCAAUGCUCCAUCCCUGACCAUCACUAGUGCUAAUAGCAAUGACAACACAGUUUAUACCUGUUCGGCUACAAAUGCUGUAGGAACUGGAACCAGUUUUCAAACCAGACUGACAGUUAUAGGAAGUAAGGACACCUCUGAGCUGAUGUAUUUAUUUGCAAUCCUACUUUUUUGA
This is a messenger RNA of Pecten maximus, 3901 nucleotides long. Its product is annotated as basement membrane-specific heparan sulfate proteoglycan core protein-like. The record is from RefSeq and is a predicted model, not a curated record. The coding region runs from base 194 to 3901 and encodes 1235 amino acids. The transcript is spliced from 15 exons. Lineage: Eukaryota; Metazoa; Mollusca; Bivalvia; Pectinida; Pectinidae.